Messenger RNA from Aplysia californica (California sea hare), 7991 nucleotides. RefSeq names its product mucin-5AC. The record is from RefSeq and is a predicted model, not a curated record. NCBI's taxonomy places the organism in Eukaryota, Metazoa, Mollusca, Gastropoda, Aplysiida, Aplysiidae.
CGGUGGGUACCCUCAAACAGUUCAGCGAAGUUACGGAGCACCACGUUGCGAAACAUGGCUUUGAAUGUGACCACUUCACGCCUACAAACCGUCCGCACUGCGUUCGCUUCCAGUACACGUUGUGUGAGACGACGCCUGUGCACGCACUGCGGGGUGCUGACAUGUACCGUAAGGACGGACUCUACAGUUCCCAUCUCUUCAAGCUCUGGCCCAUAGCGCUCAAAGACACAGCGCGGCUCAGCGAUGAAAUGACCCUUCCCAAAGGGGUAGUGAACACACACCUACGUAAGAAAAAGUACAAGAGGCUGGAGCUCCGCCAGCGGCCCAAGACCAUCCACAGCAUUGACGAGAUCUUCCAGGAGUCGGAGAUGAAUACGCAAGAGGGAAACCUCAGGGCCGCCAAGAAAGACAACCUGUCCAAGUCUCAGCCCUCGUUCACCGUUCCCGUAAACACGUCUGGCGAAGGGUUCGAGCGUAUGGCCAGUUUCAGGCAGUCGUUGAAGGAGGACAGAAAGGUGGGGGAGGGGGAGGAGGCCGUGGACGAGGAGGGUCGACGGAAGGCAGAGAAGAAGAGGAGGAGGAGGACGGUGUCUGGAGUGCCCACGAAUAUCAUGCAGGAGAUCGAGCAGUUCGAGCGUGGACGUCGCAUUGACCGUAACCGCCCCCGGCAAUACAGCCUGGACGACCUUGACCCCAAGGAGCUGGAGGAGCGAGACCGGCUGAUGCAGCAGUACCUGCUGGAGAUCGACGCGCAGAUCGCCGAGAGAGAGGAGAUGGAGUAUGCCCAGCAGCGAGAAGCCAAGCUGCUCAAGUUCCUCCCGUGCAGACGAUCUCGCUCUCUGCCGCGCUGUGUGAGGCUCAUGUCAGCUGUGGGCAAGGUCAAGGACUCCACGCUGACGAGGUCGUCGCUGUACGAGAAAAACAAAUCAUCGAAAGUCCCCUCGGACGAGGUGCGUCCCCGGCAACCUGCUAGUGGAAUCACCCGGCAACCUGCCAGUGGAAUCACUCCCAGUUUGUCCAACAGCGCCAGUAUUGGGAGCCUUAGUUCAAGUGGUGGAGGAGGUAGAGCGUCCAGGUCGGCGAAGAGGUCAAGUCUGAUUGGUAACAAGAUCAGAUCUUUCGUGUCGGGCACUCUGAAACCACGGCCGAAGUCACUGGAUUUUGAUGCCAUAGAGACUGAGAAAGAUGACGAGACGGACAAGGGACAUAAGCCAGUAAACAGAUCUGUGAGCUUGGGCAGAGUUAAUUCCCAUGCUAUGCCUGAAGAAAACCUGACAAGAACGGCGUCCAGUGAAUCCCAGGUUGGUCCCGGCUCCUACUACUACUUUGACAACAACACAAUUCCCCGGGCCCAGGCCAAGAAGUACGACUUCCCCUGGGACUCCUUGCCUAAGGACUGGACCACCUCGGUCAAGCUCAGGGAGAUCUCCAAGAGGAGGAAAGAGGACAGACAAAGCUCAUCUGGUAACUGGAGUCAGAGUGGCUACAGCAGCAACCGCCAGUCCAUGGACUCGGACGUCAAGUCCAGUAUGCCGUCCACCACGUCACAACAUUCACUGGGCCGGGACUCUGGACGAGACUCACCGCUCUUACAGCGCAGGGAUACCCUGGACACUGGUUACAUGGGAGAUGCAGCCAGCUCCGAGUCCAUAUCAGAGACAAAGUCAAUGUCAAAUGCGGACAGUGAUGAUUGGAUUCGCUCCCUAGCAGAGAGGGCCGCGAGUCGAGGGGAUGUUACCUCCACCAGCGCUGACGCCUUGGCCAACUUGUCACGUCUCACCAAACAAAACAUCCGUAACCUGGACAUUCUGGUUCCUGGUCGCUCCAGUGUGAGACGAAAGCGCAAUGAGUUGGAGGAUGACGGAGAGUCAUCUGUGUACUCUCUAGACCAGGAGGGAUUCUACACCUCUUUCCAUAAUGACAGUGGUCUCCGUCGAAGUUCCAACACCCUGUUAGAGGAUGAGGACGAUGAUCUGAUGAUGCCGCGUAUGAGGGAGACAAAAAGUCUGCAAAGCGUGACCAGCUUCAGUACCAUGGAGAGCGUCAUUUUCAAGCCUGAGAAUGAAGGUGGAGUUCAGACUGUAAAGUCCUCGUCUGUGUCAUCUCCAAAUUUGGCAUGCCCUUUGUAUACUGCUCCAACCAUUUCUGACUUUCAAGAGUCUGAUAUUCCAGAUAUAGAUGCCCCGGAGGAUAAUGGGAAUACCCUUGAUGCUGGAGACACAGGCACACUUAAAGCAAAGAAGAAAAAGGACAAGAAAAGACCACCACCACCCCCUCCCCCUCGCAGAACCUCCAGCAUCCGAAGAAGUGGUGUCAACUGUGCCGAUUCCUCUAUCUCACCUUCAUCUGACAAAAAUCAAAUUGGCCCUCUCGGUGAAAGCCCAGAAACAUCUUCGGAGUCCUCAGACCAUGAGACCAUUAGUGCUCGACUGAAGACAAAAACCAACAUCUCUGCCCGUACGUUCCCCUCAUGGUGUGCCGGGAUUGUCAGUGAUGACGAUGAUUUUGCCCCACGAGAUACACUCAGCGCUUCCCAGGAACGCCUUAAUGCCGAAUCUUCGGAGUUGGAAGAGAUGUGCCAGUUUGUACUCUCCGGUACUGUGCCUCGGCCACAUAAAGAAACCAACAAACUCAUACUGGAUGAUGUCGACUACACAGCUAACUCCUGGCCACGAGUUAAGAGGUUAGAAACAUCCGGUAUCCUCAAAACUCCAGAAAAAGAUAAAGCAAAAAUUAGUAAUGCAGGAAACCCAAAGACUCUGAACUUUGCCCCAGUGGUCAACCUCUUUGAUGCUAAAUCUCCUCAUGGAGUCCCCAUGCCCCUGUCCCGAAUGUCCUCAUCAGAUGAGAGCAGCUCAGCCACCAGCACUUUUAUGUCAGCACCGUCGUACAAACUCUCUCUCCCUCCUACUGACUUCAGUGAGGACAGUCAGACAAAAGGGGCUUCAGACAAGAAGGUCCACACUGUCACCAGCCAAAACGUGUCCAGCAAGUUUGUGUCUGCCAGUCCAGGGACUCCUGGGUACAAGCCAGGAAAUUCUUCCUCUCAGUUGUCAGGAGCUCACUCAAAGUCCUCCCCGUCCAUUUCGUCCAUUGACAGUUUUGAUGCUCCGCUUGCGAAGCCACUUGGAGCGUGCGACAAGUCAAGUGACACUCUCAGCAGCAAUAGCACCAUUGCUCUCUCUGACUUUGACUCCUCCAGCCUAACACACGUCAGCCUCACAGAUUCCACCCCUUCGGGCUCCACAUUGUCCCUCAACUGGGACACGGAUGAUACCCCAAACCCCACCCCAUCUGCAACACCUGUGAGGAAGUUGGUGUCUGAAAAGAGUGCCAAGUCUUCCUGUAAGUCGCCGAGGCAUGAUCAUAACGGGAAUUUGAAACUCUCUUCUACUCCUGCAGGGAUCACAAAGUAUAGUCGUGGAAGAUCCCCUGCGAAGGGAGUGGCUCCAAAAGCCAUGCAAGAGGAGUUUUCUUUAUCUUUUCCAUCGCCAUCUUCAUCAUCAUCUGUUCCUGCACAGGCUACCUUAUCAUCAGUUAAACCUGUCAUGAACUCAUCAGUUCCAUCAUCAAGUAAAUCAGCAUUAAUUUCUGCCCCACCUGAAACUGGUCCCGUCCUGUUGUCUGCUCCGAGGAUCUCUUCUACAUCUAUUAAAUCAGGUGGUAAUAUUUCAGUGCCUGUAUCUACCUGUGCCUCAGCUAUGCAGCAGUCCAUGAAGCCAAAUUCAUAUGGGACAAUUAUUCCUCCCAACAGCAGCUCUAUCAAUCUGUCCACCGCUCGUGCCAGCGAUAAAAAGCCAAAUAUUAUCAACAAAGACUCGUAUGUCAAAUAUCCAAAUGCCAGCGUCCCAAAGUCAACAUCUUGGUCCCGUGAACGCAACAACCUGAACCUGAUGCAGUCAGGAAGUAAAGAGCAGCCGUUCAGUUCUAACAUAACUCACCCUCAGUCAUGGUCCACUGCAUCUGCUCCUUACAAAGGCAUCAGUUCAGCUGCGGAGAAGACAGAGAGAAGGAGAAGUAGUCCUGUUCUGGCGGAGAACUCCCGAGGCGUUAUGUCUACUUCCUCUGGCUACAAUUUUCCAACAGGUGAGGUCAAUAAAAGUGACCUCAGCUUCAGUAAGCGUCGUCAGAGUGGAGGCAGUCUACACAGUCCGGCAGACAGCGGUUUUGGUUCUCCUGGAUUCAACCAACCUUGUCCCGUUGUGCCCAUUCAGCCAUUCAGUUAUCCAUCUGUUCAGCAGCAGCAGCAGGAGUCAUGGAACUCAUCAUCAUCGGAUUCUUCAAACUCCAAAGUCCCCCUCAUCAAGAAACCUUUGUUAAAAGAUUCCAAGUCUUCCCCUCACCUUGUCCAAAAACAGUUUCCCGGAAGUAGUGGCAGCCAGUUCAAGGCUGACCACAACUUAAAAACUCACAGCCACAGCUCGAGCUCCAGUGAGUCGCUGAGUUCCCAGUUCUCAAUGGCCUCCUCCACCAAUCAUCUUCUGGGAAAGAAGGGAAAGACCGACUUGUCCCAGCCCGUCAUGCGCUCAGGUCACUCGAGUGAAUCCCUUCAUUCCAACAGCUCUGCUGGGCGCUCCGACUCCUACAGAGUAGCUCUCCUCGCAGAGUGUGAUGAGACAAGUCUUGUUUCCCGCAGAAAUUCAGCAUCAAGCACAAGCACUCACAACGACUCUUCAGUGAAAGCCUCAGAAAGUUCUUCAUCUCGUCCGACAUUGAGAAAAUCUCUCUCAGGCCCAGCCUCAAAUUACACGGACGAUGGUAUCAGUCGGGCCGACUCUUACCGCUGCGCAGUGCGGAAUACACAGAGCGCUGUACUGGGUGAUGUGAUGGCUAGGAAUAGCUCCUACCGGCUGGCGACUUGUGAAGACAGCGUUGUUGUCACUGACAGCAGAAUGGAUGCUUGCAAUCUGUGGACUGGCAAAACGGGGGGCACCAGAGACAUGAGACGUAUGGGCAUCACUGAUGUGGAUCAGCUUAAAAACUAUAAUGACAGUGAUGUCAAAGUUAGCUCCAAAAGAAACACUUCCAAAACUGCUGCCACUUUGCACGUCAGAAAAAAGUUAGCAGUGAAACCAGACAAUGAAUCUCUCCUUAGCACAUCGUCCAAAACCCCACCCACUGACCACAAAAGACUGGUGAAAACCAAUAGUAAAGACAAAGGCAAAAACAACAAAACUCAGAGCUCGACCUACAUUCGAUUUGACCCAAUAUUUGAGAGUGGGGAAGAUCUAAGAGCCUCCAGUGAGUCUCUUCGGCCACCGUCAAUCACCUCUGUGCGCACCCUGGCUAGAGCAGAUUCCAACGAUACUUUGACUGCUGAAAAGGCUCAACUUGUGAGUCAAAAGGCUAGUCCUGUGUCUCCUGUCAGAAAAAGGUCAUCAUCUCAGGGUCGAAGGUCAUUUGAAGACAGGUCAGGUCUCUCAUUGCUGGGGAGCAUCAAGACCACGAUAAAGUCUAUUGGGGGUAGCAAGGGGGAAUGAUUUCUUCAAAGUUGUUCAUCUUUAUUGAGGUAGUUUUGUUUUUACACAUGUGUACAGCAAAAUGGUCUUGUCUGGUCAGCUGUCUCCUUUGAAUUCUUCAGUCGGCAAUGUCAUGACCUUCCCUUCACCUUCACAGUUUUCUUACUUUGCAAAAUGUUUUAAUUGUCUAGAAGUUGAUUUUUUGGGGGGAGGUUUAAUUUUGUUUGGGUUUUUUGUUCUUUUUUUCUGGGAAAGGGGGGGGGGGGAGAUGUUGUACAUUUCUGUCUAAGGGAAGUUUAAUGGACUUUGAAUUUUUAACAUAUACUGCCGUGAUCUUAAUUUACUAAAAUUCUUAAUAUGAUUUUUAUUUUCAUAUGUUUGACACUUGAUUUCGUAUGAAAACUCAAUCUAAACCAAUUUUUUAUUAGAUUGUUUCAAGUUCUUCUAAAUCAACUAUUUUUCAUUCCUCAAGGUGUUUUGAGGAGUGCUUUUUACGCAUAUUAUUAUAUAGCUAAUGAGCAGCGUCAGAAAAUAGCAUGCCUGUGCUGACCUACAAAGGCUCAGUUUUGAUCCUCUUGUUCUUUGGAUGAAAAUAGCUUCAGGGUUUCACAAAUGUACAGGUAUAUAUGGGUGAUUGCAUUUGAUUGUGAGUUGAUGCUCAGUGUUUCAUAUCCAUGUAGCUGCUCAGAUGAUGAUGUUGAAGUCUUAACGAAUGGGUGGUGAGUCAAAACGGUAGAAAGGUAUACGGUUUAUGUGUGGAUCAGAUUCAGGAGCUGAUACUUCAGAAAACAAUAUGAUUUAGAGAGAAAGAGAGAGAGAGAGAGAGAGAUAAAUUUAAUGAGUGAAGUAUAGGCUGCUAAAUCCUUUUCUACUGUUUUUCCAUCGUAUUCAUUUAUGACUCUGUAAGAGAAAAGACUUUUCUGUGCUUUAGCAUGAAAGAGAAUGCACACCAAGUUCACUUAAAUGUUUUAGCUAGGUAUACACAAGAAAAUAUAUUUAUAUUUUUACAUUGUGUGCCAUAUCAAUAACCAACUACCCAUAUAAUAAGAAAAGGUUUGGAAGAGCAUUCCGUAUGGCCUGAGGCAGCAAAACUUGACUUUAAAUUUAAAUUGUACAGGAUUUCAUGUAUGUUUAUGUUUGUAGGUAAAGUUGUGGUUGAAUUUGUUUGUGCUUUUUUGUGUAACUUGCCUACAUGCCUUUUGAGAUGCAUGCAUAUUGUGUACAUGUAUGUAUCUUUAGUCUUGGACAGUCUGUUGGCUUUUAGUUCUGGAGUUGAACAAGUUUUUAAUCAAAAAAUUUAGAAAAAGUAUUUUGUCAUAGCAAUGACAUGUCUUUCUCAAAGACUUGCAGACAGUACAGGGACUUUUAACCCUGAAUCAGCUGGUGACUGGACUCUCAAGAAAGUCUGUACUAGCUGGGUUCAAAACAUUAGGCUUUUGAUUUUUUUUUAUCUCGCAGAAGAAAAGAUUUCACACGUACAAGCACAUACUUCACAUAGAAAUUGAUGGCUGCUGGAUCAGAAAAGAAAAGUAAAUCGAUGGCUGAACAGAGAAUAUCAGGAUUACAGCUACAGUGCACAAAGGAAUAUAGAGGAACCUGUCAAUAUCAUAUUUGUACCAUCUGCACAAGCUUGUGUAAGCACGUGCUUCACUUUUAGUGCACAACAUGUGCAUGUGAACAGUGCUUCAGCAUUUAGGGUUGGAGUUUCUCUGCUUGCUAGCUCAGGAUGUGCUGGUCAAGUUUAGCAGAGUAAUCAACAGUUUUCAAAAAUUGCAAGCCUUGCCAUUAAAAAAGGUUAUGUUUUUUUAUACAACUCCUGAGGUUACUGGAAUAUCUUAGAGUGUUUUAACUGUAUUUUGGCGCUUUGUUCAUCUUAUUGUCUCUUUCUGGUGGGUUUCGAACUUUCAUUUCGAAUAAUGCUGAACAUGUGAACAGGACAAUAUUGUUACCUCUGUAAGCUACCAAAGAAAUAACUUUCAUGUCAAAUGUGCAUGAAGAUUAUUUUUGGUUAAAAUUCGGGGGGCCAUUGUUUUGAUUACAAGUCAAGCCUUUUUUCCUAUUCCUUCUAACACUUGAAAGAGCAAUAACAUGAUGAACUGUGCAAGCCUUUCUGUCUAAAAUAUGGAGAUAUUUUUAAAACCUUUUUUCACAUACAGUGAGUUCUAAAGGAAUAGGAUUCUCCUACUAUAGACAUAUGGCCUUCCACAUGUACACUUUCAUGUGGCGGCAUCAGUAUUGUAGUAGUUAGGCUACUGGACUCAUAAUCCUGAGGUUGCAGAUUCAGGGGGAUCAAGGCUCAGCUUGUUCUGAUAUUGUGUCCUUGGAAAAGUCACUUUUUGCUGAUUUUCCUAUUUGGCUCUGAUCCUGUCAUUAAAUUUGGAAGUACUGCUCUUAAAUAGCCUUAGUGUUGCAAGGACACUAAUUAACCUUUACCCUUUUACACAUUCUUGGAGACAGAGAUACAGAUUGUUUAAUUCCUAGAAGAUUGGACUCAACUCCUGUGGUCAUCUGCCAGACUUUCAAGUAAUACAU